Photinus pyralis (common eastern firefly) is the source of this 1752-nucleotide messenger RNA. RefSeq lists its product as uncharacterized. The transcript has a single exon. Gene Ontology annotation, molecular function: nucleic acid binding; zinc ion binding. The record is from RefSeq and is a predicted model, not a curated record. NCBI's taxonomy places the organism in Eukaryota, Metazoa, Arthropoda, Insecta, Coleoptera, Lampyridae. Bases 1 to 1752 code for a protein of 583 amino acids.
AUGUCGGACGCAGACGAGAGGUAUGGGACGCCCAUGGCCGGCAGACCCAGGCUUAUGAGGUCACCAGUACUGUCUGUAAGCAGGAAGGAAGGAUCCGGUGCAGAGGAGUUAUCUGUACGCCCGGGAGCGAACUCUCGGAUGGAUGAGGUGGUUCCGGAGACCCCGUAUGGUGCGACGAUACAAAGGGGGAGGAGAACGGAGAGUAGGAAGAGGAACGACAGCUCCUCGACGGAGGAAGAAGUGUGGGAGGAGAAGUCUAGGCCUAAGAAGCUCAGACGGAGGACUGAUGAGGGGGAGGAUACGGUGCUGGUAUCUCCCAAGUCGGCGGUUAGUGACCUGGGGGACAUCAGGAAGCUACAGACGGAGGAGACCCUGAUGGGAGGUGAAACUAGGCUGGCUAUAGACGAAGCCAUUCAGUUUAUACGAGCCUCGACGAACACCCACACCAAGUUGAAGGAGACAAUAAGGAAGAUCGACGCCAGGUUUAGGGCGUUGGAGAACCAUAGGGCUCUCAUUGAGAGGAAGUGGAGUGCGUAUGUGCGGGCGUUAAAGGUGGCAGCGGUGCAGGGGAAGACUGCGGUGGUAAUGAUGCCUCAGAUGAAAGUCGCGGCCCAGGGAACCACGAGACCGAUCAAAGCAACCCAGGACAUCGAGGUACAGACAAGCCCUCGUGCAACAUACGCGGAGGCGACGGCGGCUCCAACGGCGGGAUCCAGUGGAAUGGCUAAGAGUAAGCGGGUAGAAAUACGCGAGACGAUGACCGAGUCAGAGGAGGAGAAGACAACUAAGGCCGUGAGGGAGAUCAACAAGGCGAGGCAGAGGAGAUCGAAACUGGUAAACAGGGCUUCCACGGGCGGAGAUUCGGAGGAAACGGGAACGGAAAGGGAUUGGACCCUGGUUGAGAAAAAGAGAAAGGGAAAGAGUAAACCUAGAGGCAGCGAUAGCGAGGGGACUUCGUCGGCGGCGGCGGCGAGCAUAAGACGGCGACCGAGAUCGGAGGCAGUCCUGAUAAAGCUUAAAGGGGGGAACGGGAUGGAGGACAUCCUAAGGAGAGUUAGGCAGGUCGAUAUGACGGGGGUCGACACGAAGAUCGUGGGCAUUACGAAGACUCGAACGGGCGACAUCCUCCUGCGCGUGGAGUGGGGGGUCGGUAAGGUGACGCCGGUACACAACACCAUCAAGGCAGCGAUUACAGACAGGGAUGUGAUGCUGUUGGAGGAGAACUGUAAGAUAGCAAUUAGAGACCUGGACGCGGUGACGACGAAGGAAGAAGUAUUGGAGGCUAUCAUGCGCGCUGCCCCGGAAGCAAGGUGCCGCGUGAAAGACAUGGUGCAGACGGAUAGAGGGCAGAUGGCUGCAUAUGUGUUUGUGGACCGCGUGACGGCGGAGGAGGUAGUUAAGCGAGGGUACCUACGUGUCGGUUUAACAUCGUGUAGGGUGCGUAUUGUGACGGAGUUAGUUCGGUGUUUGCGGUGCUGGGAGGUGGGGCACCUAGCCGCGAAAUGCCAGGGUGCGGAUAGAAGCCGUAUGUGCUUUAAGUGCGGGGGGGAAGGACACCAAGCCAGAGAGUGUACGGGGGCCGACGCGUGCUUCGUGUGUGAAAAGGCCGAGCCGGGCUCGGGUAAGGGGCAUAGGGCCUACACAAAAGCCUGCAGGCGCGAUGGACAAAAAGUAACGGGCACCAAUGGGGAGGGGGAAUCGGAGCAGGGUAAAGACUCGCAACAGAAAGACGAUGAAAGUGCUGCAAAUUAA